This is a messenger RNA of Candidula unifasciata, 3261 nucleotides long. NCBI's taxonomy places the organism in Eukaryota, Metazoa, Mollusca, Gastropoda, Stylommatophora, Geomitridae. The record is from the annotation of a GenBank genome assembly.
AUGGAUAAACGGAAGGGGAAUGGAGGACCCCCCUCUAAGAGAAUCAAAAGUGAGGAGAUGGAUGAAGAGUUUGACUUUGAUGAUGAUAUAGCACUAAUGGAUGAAGUUGAGGCUGAGAUAAAAGAAGAUGUUGAAAUGGUGGAUGAGGAAGCAUGGACGCGACCUCCAGUUCCUGAUAUCGAUCCAUUAAAGGAUAACAUUGUCUUUCAACAGAUUGAUCUGGAUUAUUAUGUUGGUUCAAACAUGAAAGGAAUGCCAGGAGCUUUGAAAGGUCCUUGCCCUAUUGUGCGAAUGUAUGGCAUCACUGAAGAGGGCAACAGUGUCCUUGCGCAUGUUCAUGGAUUUACGCCUUACUUCUACACCCCAGCACAGCCCGGAUUUAGACAGAUUGACUGUGAGACAUUUAAAGAUGCACUGGACACGAUGGUGAGAAAGGACAUGAGGUCCAACAAGGAGGGUAUUGUCCAGGCCAUUCUGGCAGUGGAUUAUGUGAUGAGGGAAAGCAUUUAUGGGUACCACGGCAACAGGAAGAUCCCCUUUCUGAAGAUAACUGUGGCUUUACCGAGGCUGAUUGCUCCCUGCAAGAGGCUGCUAGAGCAAGGCUUUGUAUGUCCUGGCUAUGCACAGCAUGGCUUUCAAACAUAUGAAAGUAAUAUUGACUUUGAAGUUAGGUUCAUGGUUGACACCCAUGUGGUUGGAUGUAACUGGAUAGAGCUUCCCGCUGGAAAGUACCAUGUUCGCACCCGGCCUCACGGCAGUGAAUCAAGCUCAGGAUCAUGGUCGAGGACUUCACGCUGUCAGCUGGAGGUGGAUGUGUCAUGGGAGGAGUUUAUAUCUCAUCCGGCAGAAGGAGAGUGGUCGAAGGUGGCACCUUUCAGGAUCCUCAGCUUUGAUAUUGAAUGUGCAGGAAGGAAAGGAAUUUUCCCAGAAGCCAACAAGGACCCAGUGAUUCAGAUAGCCAACAUGGUGAUCAGGCAGGGAGAGACGGAGCCAUUCAUCAAGAAUGUGUUCACACUGAAGGCCUGUGCUCCAGUAGUUGGCUCCCAGGUCUUGUCAUAUGAAACUGAGACAGAGCUGCUACAGAAGUGGGCAUCGUUUUUCAGAGAGGUGGAUCCAGACAUUGUCACUGGCUACAACAUACAGAACUUUGACUUCCCCUAUCUCAUCAACAGAUCCAAUCAUCUGAAGGUGAAAGAUUUCUUCUUCCUGGGUAGAGUAAAGGACAUAAAGUCAGUGCUGAAGGACUCAAUGAUUCAGAGCAAACAGAUGGGAAAACGAGAAAAUAAGGUCGUCAACAUAGAAGGAAGAGUACAGUUUGAUUUACUACAGAUUUUAUUGCGAGACUACAAACUGCGCUCUUACACCUUGAAUGCUGUCUCCUUCCAUUUUCUUCAAGAACAGAAAGAGGAUGUCCAACAUUCCAUCAUUACAGAUCUUCAGAAUGGGAAUGAGCAGACACGCCGGAGACUGGCUGUAUACUGUUUGAAGGAUGCCAUCUUGCCUCUGCGGCUUCUGGAGAAACUGAUGUGUGUCAUCAACUACAUGGAGAUGGCUCGUGUGACUGGUGUACCCCUGCCCUUCCUACUGUCCAGAGGGCAACAGAUCAAGGUCAUGUCACAGCUGCUAAGAAAGGGAAAGGAGCAAGAUCUGGUUCUACCUGCUCAUAAAGUGGAGACUGGAGAUGAGUAUGAAGGGGCAACAGUCAUCGAGCCUAUCAAGGGCUAUUAUGAUGUUCCAAUUGCCACAUUGGAUUUUGCUUCCCUAUACCCAUCGAUCAUGAUGGCACACAACCUCUGCUACACAUCACUGCUGAAUCCAGCCGCAAUCAAACAUGAGGGACUCACCGAAGACCAGUUUAUCAAAACCCCAUCUGGCAACUAUUUCUGCAAAGCUUCUGUUAGAAAAGGACUGUUGCCAGAAAUUUUGGAGCACCUGCUGUCAGCCAGAAAAAAAGCCAAAGCAGACCUCAAAAAGGAGACUGACCCGUUUAAGCAGAAGGUGCUGGAUGGAAGGCAGCUAGCCUUGAAGAUAACUGCCAACUCUGUGUACGGCUUCACUGGAGCUCAGGUUGGCAAACUACCUUGUCUGGAGAUCUCUCAGAGUGUGACAGCGUUUGGUCGUCUCAUGAUUGAAAUGACCAAGCAACAUGUGGAGGAGACUUACAACAAGGAGAAUGGCUACGCCCACAAUGCCAAGGUCAUCUAUGGCGAUACAGACUCAGUCAUGGUCAAAUUCGGUGCCAGCACAGUCGAGGAAGCCAUGAAAUUAGGUCAGCAUGCUGCAGAAUACAUCUCCACAAAGUUUGUCAAUCCAAUCCGCUUGGAGUUUGAAAAGGUGUAUUUUCCAUACCUCCUGAUCAACAAAAAACGAUAUGCUGGCCUCUACUGGACUAACCCCAAGAAACAUGACAAGAUGGAUUGCAAGGGCAUUGAAACAGUGCGACGUGACAACUGUCCUCUUGUAGCCCAGCUGAUAAACACCUGCCUACGUCUCCUGUUGAUUGACAGAAAUCCAAAUGGUGCUGUUGAACAUGCGAAGCAAACAAUCUCUGAUCUUCUGUGCAACCGCAUUGACAUCUCCCAGCUGGUCAUCACCAAAGAACUGACCAAGACAGAUGAGGAGUAUUCAGGCAAACAGGCACACGUUGAACUGGCUAACAGAAUGCAGAAAAGAGACCCAGGCAGUGCACCAAAGCUGGGAGAUCGUGUACCUUAUGUCAUUACAGCUGCGGCAAAAGGAACUGCUGCGUACAUGAAAUCAGAGGAUCCUAUCUAUGUUCUUGAAAAUAACGUCCCCAUAGACUGUCAGUAUUAUCUGGAAAACCAGCUGUCAAAGCCUUUGCUCAGGAUCUUUGAACCCAUCCUCGGAGACAAAAAGGCAGAGUCUGUUUUACUGAAAGGCGACCAUACCAGAACAAAGACUGUAGUUAGAUCAAAGGUCGGAGGCCUUGCUGCCUUCACACAGAAGAAAAGCACAUGUAUUGGUUGUAAGACACCCCUGAGUACUGAAGGUGUGGCUGUCUGCCAGCACUGCAAGCCCAAGGAAUCUCAGCUGUACCAGAAGGAGCUCAGUCAGGUCCAGGCGUUGGAGGAGAAGUUCUCCAGACUGUGGACCCAAUGUCAGCGUUGCCAGGGCAGCUUGCAUGAGGAUGUCCUGUGUACCAACCGGGACUGUCCAAUCUUCUACAUGCGCAAGAAAAUACAGAAGGACCUUCUGGAGCAAGACAAACUGGUUUCUAGGUUUGGGGAUGUUACCUGGUAG